Labeo rohita (rohu) is the source of this 2483-nucleotide messenger RNA. It is a transcript of the gene evlb, whose product is annotated as Enah/Vasp-like b. Gene Ontology annotation, biological process: actin polymerization or depolymerization; protein homotetramerization; positive regulation of actin filament polymerization. The record is from RefSeq and is a predicted model, not a curated record. Bases 533 to 1684 code for a protein of 383 amino acids. The transcript has 13 exons. Gene Ontology annotation, cellular component: cytoskeleton. Gene Ontology annotation, molecular function: profilin binding; actin binding; SH3 domain binding. NCBI's taxonomy places the organism in Eukaryota, Metazoa, Chordata, Actinopteri, Cypriniformes, Cyprinidae.
AAGAUGAUGAUGAUGAUGCUGUGAUCGCGGCUGUAAUCUCGUGGGUUUAAUCGCUCAGUCUCCAGUUGUUCCGGUGUUCGAUCGGCGGUGAAUGUGAAUGAUCCGAACAGCAGCAGCGGAGCCGCUCGUCGCGUGUUCCGGUGGUUCCGGUGUGACUGAGGGCGCCAGUGGGCAGAAGCGGUGAGUCAGUGCGCGGCGGACGGAAGAUGGCAACCGAAGCGCCGCUGCCCGUGACCGAGCGCCGCCGUUGAACCGGAGAACGGACGCGAUCCCUGUGAGAUGGACGUGAGGACGAGAACUCAACACGGCGACAAAAUCACGAGAAACCGUUUCGCAUUCGACACAGAAGCGGCCGCGUUCGGCUCUGGCGCAUUUUCUGAUCGCGGCGCAUCAUCCGCGGCGCUCAUUUAACGAACAUCACGGGAUUUUCACCGAGAAACACUAAACGCUGUGGGCUUUACAUACACGGGACAGCGAAAGACGGCGCUGACAUUAUUCCAUCUUCACCGAUAGCGAAGAAAAAGAAGAAAACAUGAGCGAGCAGAGCAUCUGUCAGGCCCGCGCCUCCGUCAUGGUCUACGACGACACCAGCAAAAAAUGGGUGCCGAUCAAACCGGGUCAGCAGGGCUUCAGUCGAAUCAACAUCUACCACAACACGAGCAACAACACGUUCCGCGUGGUGGGAGUCAAACUGCAGGACCAGCAGGUGGUCAUCAACUACUCGAUCGUGAAGGGUCUGAAGUACAAUCAGGCCACGCCCACCUUCCACCAGUGGCGUGACGCGCGGCAGGUGUACGGACUCAACUUCGCCAGUAAGGAGGAGGCCACCACCUUCUCCAACGCCAUGCUGUUCGCCCUCAACGUGCUCAGCAGUCAGGAUGGAGGUCCAGCUGUUCAGCGUCAAGUCCAGAAUGGGCCGAGUUCAGAAGAGCUGGAGGUCCAGAGACGACAAAUGGAAAUGCAGCAGCAGCAGCAGCAGAUGCAGGCGCAUAUUGAGCGGGAGAGACGAUCGUCCAACUCAGGUUCCCCGUUUCAGGGUCACCCCGCGGUGCUGUCCGUAGCUCCUCCCAGUGUGGCUCCGCCUCCUCUGUCGAUGGGCGGUCCCUGUCCUCCGCCUCCUCCCCCGCCUGGGCCGCCGCCCCCCUCUGCCGGAGCCCCGCCCCCUCCUCCGCCUCCUCUACCUGUGGGUGGGUACGGAGGUCACGGGGGUCACGCGCAGGACGACAGUCAAACCCCGACGGGUCUCGCCGCCAUGAUCGCCGGAGCCAAACUGCGGCGCGUGCAAAGGCCGGAGGAAAACUCUGCGUCCGGAGCCAAAAACGAAGCCAAUCGGACCAGCGGAGGAAGCGGAGGUCUGAUGGAGGAAAUGAACGCGCUGCUCGCACGCAGACGGAAAGCGGCAGAUGAAAAGAAGGAUGGAGAAAGCCAAAAUGAUGAUCCCGCGUCCCGUGGACAGAACGCCGCAGAUGGUGCGAAGAAGCCGUGGGACCGAGCGAAUUCGGCCGAGAGAUCAUCACUGGUGUCCAGGGUUCGACCCGUGGGCAGCAUCAGCGACUCAGACGCCUUAGACUUCGACAGAAUGAAACAGGAAAUCUUGGAAGAAGUCGUUCGUGAAUUGCACAAGGUGAAGGACGAGAUCAUUGAUGCCAUUAGACAUGAACUCAGUAGAAUCAGCACGACAUAAUGUCCAUCCCGCGUCCUCCCGAACCCCUGCAGAUCCUGCUGUAGCCGAUCAGAGCCGACGGCGCACGUUACAGCCGUAUUAAAGCGGACGGACGGACGGAAGGACGGCGUCGUCGUUUUAACACGUCUGCAACGUUGAGGAACCCUGAGCUUAGAUGUGAUGAUGAAGGAAGGACACUUGCACUGAUCUUACUGUUUCUGGUGUUCGUUGGUUUUGGUGGCAGUCUUUUCAAAGUCUUUUGCAGAAACUGAAGAAAAUACAACAAACAUCUGGAGUCCUUUUAUUUUGUCUGCAUUAUUAUUGCUAUUAUUGUUAUUAUUAUUAUUAUUUUAGGUAUAGCUGUAGUAGUAGUAGUGUUUUCAUGUAGGUAGAGGUAGACGUAGGAAUUAAUAAUAAUAAUAAUGAUGAUGCUAAUAAUAUCUUUUAUAUUUUUAUUGUUUUCAUUUUCCUUAAGAUUCAUCACAAGCACAUUUCUCAUUACCUCUGUUUUUUACGUGUUUUUUUUUAAAAUCCUUUUUGCCAUAAUGACGUAUUGAAUCACCGAGCGGGGUUUUUUAAUGCGUUUGACGACGCGUAGGCUGUUCUUGACUUAUUAUCUAAUGAACAAACAUCACACACCAGAGUAUUUGUGAUCAUGUUGUUAAUAAAAUGUUUAUUGGCUGCGAGGACAUGGUGAAGUAUUGUUCUGUUUUAUGAUUUCUCUUUUUGACCAAGUGCUUCCUGGUUUGAAAAAAAAAAUAAUAAAAGAUAUACAUGACAUUUAAAAAGAAGUGAAAUAAACUGUGAAGGAUGUGUUGGA